CCCCUCUGUCUUGAAAAUAAUUGAUAAUAACGCAUAAAUAAUUAACACAAAGUACAAAGGAAUACAGAGCUGGUCAUCGCAGAAUCGGCUAGAGACUUACUGAUCAGCUUUGAGUUCUCAAUUCAUAUUCCAUACUGGAUACUGGAUAAAUAAUACAGCUUCCCUUGGGAUUUUUUUGUUAUUAAUGUUUUUAUUAAAUGUUUUGGUGAACUAGAUGGACAAAGAACACUGUCGAACCAAUAUUUUACUAAGAUGAUAUUAAUUUUGUGGAAGAACUACAGGUGUCACAACAUUUUUGGCAUUAUAUAAUUUUCUUUUAACAGUUUCACUCAUUCUUCCUUUAGGUUUCUGGAGAGAGAGAUAGACACUAUAUGACCACUUAAAUUAAUUAUUCGUUGAACAGUAUAUGAAGUAGUUCUUGCGUUCAUUGAUCUUACUAAUGAAAAUGUUAUCUUUUCUCCUUGAUUAGACAAAGUCCUUGUUGAAUGGAGUUCUUUCUCAAUUCCCAUUUAGUCUGUAUUUAAAAUUCCAUUUAGUGGAUAUUUAUAUAUAAUACCGAGGCAUGCAACAGUUUUUUUCGUGUUUUUCAAAAAAUGGUUUGUAUUUUCGCAACAGCGAACUGUGAAAUUUCGAAAUCGAAUGAGCCGAGAAUGAAGUCUUCAAACUAUAGUAAAAUGCCGCAAGGAAAAGUACAAAAGUAACCCAUCAUUUCUGCCACACCCGUUACUAACAAUCUGUUUUGAGCUAACUGUGGGUCAGAUUAAACAGGACAUUUUUGUUUCCUGGUUUGAGACAUUAAAAUCGUUUUAAAGCUCGGUUUUUGAGCUCAUUCGAUAGUGAAUUCAUUGUUUUGCAAAACUGUCGACCUUGUUUUUCAAAUAAAUUUUACUUCGAACUCAGACAUAUGAAUACAACCAUUCAUUCAAGAAUGUCGAAUAUUUUUAAAAGAACUUUUAUUGUAAAAAGAAAUGUAUGUCUUAUGUGGUUUUUCGAGAUGGGAUUAGCUUCGACGUUUCAUUCUCUGAAACGUGUGCUGGACAUGAUGAUUCAGCGGAUUACGGCCACAUUUUCAUUUUGAUUAUUAGUCGAUUUUUCGUUUGUCCUUUGCUCGGCAAGACGCGUCGCCAAUCUGCGUAGCCUGGCAGCAGGGGUCUACGAAACUUGCGCACAAGAAAGUUACGCAAGGGUAGGUUGCGCACGCAAUAACAAAUUCUUAUUUUACAUUUAUAUUUAUUACAAAAUCCUAAGAAUUUUAAUUGCCAUUAUCGUUUAUAUACAUGUAAUUCUACUAGUGUUUAUUAGUGAAAUGAAAAUAUUGUAUUAUAGAAUAAUAUUAUAUGCUAUUGUGAUGAUUUGAUCAAUAAUAUUCUAAUGGGGAUUAGAAACAAGAUUGAAUGGCCGUUUAUCUAGACGUUGAUACUUUUUCUUUUUUUGAAAUUUCUUCGUCGGCAUUCACUCGUGCUGCUUUAGUAUGAAUAUGGAAAUCUUCCUCUAAAAUUGUUUUUUCGAUAAACUUCCACAGAGUGGGAUAUGAACAUUGAAAAACGUAUCCUGAAAAAGAGAAGUGUUCCUGAAAAAAAGCACAUUCUUUUGAAGACUUACCAAUAUGUCUGUUCCACGCCUCGGCAGAAGUAUUAGUUCUCAUCUGUAAAUUUUUCGUGCAUAUAAUGUUAAAGGUGCGCUAAUCUUAGCUGUAAGUGUCGAUGUAUAUAAAUGAAAAUAACAACUAGAGAGACACGCUUGAGGAAAACUAGUUGAAAAAACAUUCAUAACCGCUUUUUCAAAGUCCAAUACUAUAUUUUGUGGACUUUCUUAGCAUUGAACCUAUAUCAAUUUUUUUGUUGGGUACAUAGUACUGUAUAUGGUCCAAUAAUAUCUGCUCGAAAGCUGAACUCUUUCAUUCAUUUCAGUUAUGAAUGAGGACCUUUCUACAAUAAUCAAAUCUAAACAAGUACCAGAAACAUCUCUUGUCACUCCUCUAACUAACUGAUACAAAUCUUCCUGAAGAAAAUCAUCAACCAAUUGUUAGUUCUGAAAAUAAUCAGUUAUCUAUUCAAAACGAUUAUUGUAGUUUAACAGAUCCACCAGCAUCGAAUGAACAUUGUUUUUUAUUAUCUUCUACUUGUUCUAGUAGUAUUAAUGAUGAACAUAUUGAUACUAGUGUACAAACACCUAGUUGUAAUUAUAGUGAUUGUGAAAAAGAGGAUAAUGGUCGUUCUAGAGCUACAUCAGAAGAUCUUGUGGGCUGUGAGAAAUUAAUUAGUAAUCUUUUAUCUUUAAAAAAAGCUAAUGAAAAUAUUGACAUGCUUUUAAAAAUGUUCAAGUCGACAAAUAAUUCAAAAGAAUUAUGUGCACGUGAAAUAUAUACAUUUUCUGAUGGUAUAUUAAAAAUUGUUAAUGAUUUGAGACUAUGUUGUGAAAUAUAUCUAUUGGAAUGUGUGAACAAUCGCCCUCUCGAUUCUGAUUCAUUGCAGACAUGUUUAGAAAGAGAUCCGGGUGCUUAUGCAACUUUACUUCGAUUUAGUAGUAAUGAAUUAAAGCAUCUUAUUGAACUUGGACCAUUCCAACCACGUCUUUCAACAUAUCCUAAAUUAACCAAAGCAAAGAAGAGUGAGAAGGACGAGAUAUGUAUAGAAUCAAAUUCGAGAAAAACAACAAGUUUUCAAGCUAAAUGGUAUGAUCAUUAUCCAUUAAUUAAAUAUAGCAUAUUAAAAGAUCGAAUCUUUUGUUUUGUUUGUCGUUUAUUUGGUCAUGGUCCAGGAGCACUUUGUGCUGAUCCUGCUUGGACAAAAUGUGGAUUACAACAACAGGCUAGAAUGAAAGGCAAAGAUGGUAAAUUAAUUAAACAUUUUCAAUCGACUGCACAUAUUUCUGCUAAUGAACGUUUACAAAUGUUCAAAAAAGACGAUUCACAUGUCGAUAUUCAACUUGAUAAAGAACGUAUUUAUGUUAAUCAUCAUCGACAAGAAUUAUUUAAAUUAAAUCGUUAUAUCAUUUUGAGUCUUCUUGAUGCAACGAAAUUUUUAGCAGAUCAAUCAUUAAGUUUUCGUGCUGAAAUUGAAUCUAAAGGUAACUUCAAUCAAAUGGCUUCAUUAUUACGACGUCAUAAUAAUACAAUUGAUAAAUGGUAUAAUGAUACAUCGACAAGAAGUUAUCAAGUGACUUAUUUAAGUAAUGAUGCUCAAAAUGAAUUCAUAUCCAUUCUCGGUCAGUCGUACGAGGGGGCGAUGAACAUGUCAGGAGCAUUCAAAGGAGUACAAACAAUAAUUAGUGAAUCAAUAGGACGUGAAAUUAUUUUUGUUCCAUGUUGUGCUCAUCGAUCGAAUAAAAUUGUUGAACAUUCUACACAAAACAGUUUAGAAGCAACAAAAUUUUUUGAUUUAUGUAAUAAAAUAUAUGUUUUUAUAACUGGAAGUACAAAACGUUGUGCAGCUUUACGUGAUAUCUAUUCAAAUUCAAUGAAUGAUGAUACUUUAUCGUUGAAAAAGUCAACAGAUACUCGUUGGAGUUCACAUUAUAAUAGUAUUAUUGCGAUUUAUGAAUCAUUUACUGGAAUUAUUCAGAUACUUGAUGAGUUAUGUGAUGAUAAUGACAAAACAACUAAAUUUGAAGCAAAUGCUAUUCGUGAUAAAUUUGUUUCCUAUGAAUAUUAUUGUAUAUUAUUAUUUAUAAAACAUUUAAUGUCAAUGACAAAUGCAUUGACAACAACAUUACAAGAUGAAAAUUUAGAUAUAUUAUUAGCUAUAGAUACAUUAACAAAAACUAUAUGUUUAUUAAAUAAAAUAAGAAAUGAUGAAGAUUCUAUAAAUAAUCUAUUAGAACUUGCUAAAGAACGUAUGAUAAAUUACGAUGUAGAUGCUGAUGCUGCAUUUGGUAAAACACAUCGACGUCGUUUAAGAGCAUUACGAAUUGAUUCAAAUGCUCAUAAUGAAGUGAUUUUGUCUAGACAAACAUAUUAUAGAAAAAUAUUUUAUCAAAUCAUUGACCAAUUGAAUAAUGAAUAUACUGAUUUAUUACAUACAUUAGAAGAAAAAUUAAAAUAUUUUACUUAUGACUUUCGGAUAGAAGAUGCUGAACAGAUUAAAAUUAUUGUUCCAGGUAUUGAUAGUGGUGAUUUAUUAUAUUAUGAUGUUCAAUCAUUAAAAGAAAACUUACAAGAAUGUUCGUCAAUUAAAAAUAUUAUGUUCGUGUUUUUGAAGAACAAUUACAAAUGCUUAUAUCCACGUUUAUAUCGUGUUUAUACAUUUAUACUAACAUUACCCGUAACUGUUGCAUCAAACGAAAGAACAUUUAGUCGUUUAAAAUUAAUAAAAAAUCAUUUACGAUCAAAAAUGUUCGAUGCUCGGUUAAUGAAUUAUUACUAUGUUCAUCAGAAAAGGACGUAUUAG
Messenger RNA from Didymodactylos carnosus, 4388 nucleotides. NCBI's taxonomy places the organism in Eukaryota, Metazoa, Rotifera, Eurotatoria, Philodinida, Philodinidae. The record is from the annotation of a GenBank genome assembly.